CAGGCACUUGGCCAUUAUGUUCGACGGGUAUCUUGAGGACUAUGAACAUGCCCGAGAAGAGGCACUCAAGGCCAUCGACGAGUAUGCGCGCGCCUCCGAUCCAACCAAGCGCGAGGAGCUCGUGGUGACUGCGAAAACUUGCGUUGACGAAGUCGAACGAUUCAUUCGCAUUUUGGAGACUGAAGCGAAAAACGGCUCGACACCUGCAGCGAAGAGGAAGAGAAUGGAACAAGUGCGCAACUGUCGAACCAAAUGGACAACUUUGAAGAGCUCGCUGGAGAAGGAAAUCUUGGUGGGCGACGCUCGUGUCGGAACAUCGCCCGAUUCCUGGAAGGAUGCCAGCACGUUAGAGCAAAUGGAACGCUGCGCCGAACGCGUCGACAGAAAUGCUCGUCAUUUGGAUGAAGCGCAACGCACCCUGGCCCAAACGGAAGCAAUCGCGGAGAAUGUCGGUAACAACUUGAUGCAGCAGCGCAAUCAACUGGAGCAUACGGAGCUAAACGUCGCACAAACGCAAGAAGACACCGAUGAAGCGAAGGGUCACAUCCGAUCCAUGGCGUGCAAGGCAUUGACCAGUCGAAUUUUGCUGUUGCUGGUGAUAUUGGGCCUUGCUAUCGCCAUCGUGCUGGUUUCGUACUACAAGUGGUAUCCGCGCAACAAGAAGGACUAUUUGGGCAUUUUGCCUGGGUCGGGUAACUCUACUUCCGGUAGCACUGGAUAA
Messenger RNA from Phytophthora infestans T30-4, 721 nucleotides. RefSeq lists its product as uncharacterized. The record is from RefSeq and is a predicted model, not a curated record. NCBI's taxonomy places the organism in Eukaryota, Oomycota, Peronosporomycetes, Peronosporales, Peronosporaceae. The transcript has 7 exons. Bases 17 to 721 code for a protein of 234 amino acids. Gene Ontology annotation, cellular component: Golgi apparatus; SNARE complex; ER to Golgi transport vesicle membrane. Gene Ontology annotation, biological process: intracellular protein transport; vesicle fusion; vesicle-mediated transport. Gene Ontology annotation, molecular function: SNAP receptor activity; SNARE binding.